Messenger RNA from Caenorhabditis auriculariae, 4552 nucleotides. Lineage: Eukaryota; Metazoa; Nematoda; Chromadorea; Rhabditida; Rhabditidae. The record is from the annotation of a GenBank genome assembly.
AUGCUCGGCCACAACCCCAACACCGUCUACGAGGUGAACAACUACUACAACGAGAAGGUCCAGCUGCGCAAAAAUCGCGUCAGCAAGGUCGUCUACCGGGUCGUCAAAGUUGUUCAGGACGUGCUCAAGGAGGUCGAGGCCCAGGAGCCUCGAUUCAUUUCGACUACUAUUGAGAAUGCUGGACGUUUUGAAGGAGUCCGUUUUUUCUAUAUAUUAUAUUUUCCGCUGCACAUAGUUCUAACUCCACUAGAAACUUCAUAGUAUAAUCAUGAACGCCAACUUUUGAAAGUCUGGAACAGAGGAAUUUUUCAGUUUGUCGUUCAUUCCCCACACGAGUUCGAGAUCAUCAUGUACUUGAAUCAAAUGGGAGUUUUCAACUUUGUCGAUGACGGUUCAAUCCAGGUGAGACCAAAAGGAUUUUUUUAAUGUUUGGAAGCCAACUUUGACGCUCUGAGCUAUUAAAACUAUUGAUUAGAAAAAUUUUCUAAACCUCGAUUUUUUAACUUUGUAAAUUUUUAAUAUUUCCAGGGCUGCGCCGUACUCAAACUCAGUGAUGGUCGGAAAAGGUCAAUGUCCCUUUGGGUUGAGUUCAUCACCGCCAGUGGCUAUUUAUCGGCGAGGAAAAUUCGAAAUCGUUUUCAAUCUAUUGUCGCUCAAGUCGUCGAAAAAGCCCCGUUUCGGUAGGCUUUUUCAACUUAUUUUUCUGUUUCAUAACGAGAAAAAAGUACUCCCAAACAUCUUCUCAAGGCUUAGAACUUCUGAAUCUUCCGGUUGAAAUAAUUAAGGGCAAUCUGAAACCUCCAAUGAGCGUCUCAUACUGGAAUAGUUAGUUUAACGACUGUGUAUACUUAUUUUGAAGCUUAAGAACGCCUAGUAAACUUCUAAACUUCUUCUUUUCCUCAUCAAGAGGAUCCGGUUAAGUUCCAUUCUCACAAUAAGAGUCACCACCAAAAAGAAGAACUUCUAAAUCACAUCGAAAUCCCUUCAGUGACUACUGCACGAUGAUCAAUGACAACAGUGACGUCCGACUACGUGUAGAUGACAAAUAUACGGUUCAAAUCACGACAGCUUUCCGUUGCAACGGGAUCUGGCCUCGUUCUGCAAGCCACUGGCCUCUUGCCGGCCCACCCUGGCCUCCGGCUGAACUUGCUGGUCAGGUCAAAACAGAAGGAUUCGACCUGACGAGCAGGGAAACGGCCAUCACUCAGCCCAACAGCAACAAGCAAGCCAAUACCAUGGAAGCCGACGCCUGGGCGAUGAACUUGGCCAGCGCCGAGAACGUCCUUCUCAGUGAGUUUCUUCACUUACGACUAGCUUUUUUCAUCCAUUGAAAGCUAGAAAUUCUUCAAUAUGGCCCUAAAGAAUCGAUUAAAAAAUUCUCAAAGCUUUAUGAGCGUUUUCUUGGUCUCUCCGGCAUAAGAUGUGAUUCUAAACUUGCUAUCAACCAUUUUUUUUUUCAGUCGGGGGUCGUCGGAAAACGCUGAGCAUACUCAAAUGCCUACGGGACACCCAUCUCGAUUUCGCCGGGACUCCUGUCACAAAUUAUAUUCUGAAGACUUUGGUACUGUAUGAGUGCGAGAAACACUGUGCCGAUUAUGAGUGGGACGAUAACGCUAUCGGGGAUCGAAUGAUUGGUUAGUUAAUGUAUAUUAGUUGCAUUUUCUGUUAAUAUUUAUUGGUUUUCGCUAAAUAUUAUGACUUUUUCCGAUUUUUUGUUCUUGUAGCCUUUGAAAUUAUAUUUCAUGAAAUACUGCUCUCGAUUAUUUUUUUUCAACAUUCGAAAUUUUUUUCAACUUUUUUCUAUAAAGAAACAUUCUGAAUAAAAGUUUCAAAAGUUUCAAAACUCAACUCAGGUCUUGGUAACGCAAAUCGGACACACCCCGGCCUUUUCUGAGCAUUCUAGGGGACACUUCAGCGGCAUCAGAACCCUCAAGUGAUCCCUAGAACUUAUCAAAAAUGUCCGGUUUGCUUUACCGAGGUCCACGAACGUCCCAUCUCUUCCAUUAUUUUUUAAUUUUUUUAAAAUUUUUUGGGUUAAUUAUUGCGUCAAUCUUUAUUGAUUUUUGCUGAAUAUUACGACUUUCUCGGAUUUUUAUUUCUUUUUGUAACAUUUAAAUUUAGUUUAAAGAAACACUGUCAUUGAUAAUUUUUUCUGGACCUUCACAAUUUUUUUGAAACCUUUUUGGAAAAAAUUCUCUAAAACUGAAUAAAAGUUCGAAAGCACUUUCGUAAUUAUCGAAAUCCGAACCCUCAAGUGAUCUCUAGGAAUCACAGAAAAGCUAAAAACGUUCGGUUUGUGUUACAGAGGCCCGAGUCCAAGGACACUUUUCUAAUAUCCUCCUUUAAUUUUUUUAUUAAUUUUUUUCUUGCAGUUAAUUUUUUUGUUGACUUUGAAUAUUAUGCCUCUCUCGGAGCUUUUUGUCUGUUUUAAGCAUUUUUGUCUUUCAAAGGAAAAAGAACCAUUCAUCGAUUCUUUCUACUACUUUUGAACCCCUUCCCCAAUCUUUCACCUUAAAAAAUGUUUGUUGAUUUUAUUUUUUGGGUUGAUCUUCGUUGAUUUUCGCUUCAUAUUAUGCCUCUCUCGGAGCUUUUUGUCUGUUUCAAAGCUUUUUUUGUCUCCUCAAAAAAUCAACCAAUCAAUGAUUAUUUCUCCCAGCUUUUCCUUCAACUCCCUCUCGAUGCCCACCUUUCGCACCUCCAAUCAAUACACCUUUCGAUCCACUCAUCACUAGGCUUCCCUUUCGUCAAACGAGAGACAUUCCAUGAGCAAAAAUGAUGAGAAGCUGUCAACCGGUGGGGUGGCGUGUGUCGGAAUUUAUUGCUUGCGACAAGCCGCGGCUUCUUGUUGCAUUCUAAAUCACAUUGACCGGAAGGCUCUAUGUUUGGCCGAAAUUUUGAGCAAUUCCUUUUUCAUUCGUUCAUUUAUUUCAAGCUUUCACUUCAAAAAGGAGAUCUAUUGAAAUUUUCAUCUUUUUCUGCAAUCAGGACGUUCUAGAGUACCUUUCAGCAAAGUUUCAUCAAAAUUUCAACCGGGGGUGAAAAAAAGAUUUCUAGUGAAGGAUGCUCGAAAAAAAUUAUUUUUUUCAUCUGAAAUUUUUUUCACUUUUGAGUGUAGAAGCAAUAUUUUUGAGAAAUUUUUCUUUUUAUAAUCGAAUUUUGAAAAAUCCAAAUGAUGAAAGAUUGUGUGUUCUUUCAUGAGGCUUACUAAAAUUUAGCGACUUUUGGGGCAAGAAAGUCUCCUUUCAAGACUUCCAAAUCGAGGCCAAAUGAAAAAAAAAAUCGAAUAAGUUGGAAAAGGGUGCGAGAAACGAUUCGAAAUGCCCAAUGGCCCCAGGUGACGCUAACACGAUUAGACAGUAUCUUUGCGAGUGUCCGAAAAAACCUUUCAUUUUCCUUUUUUCUGUUGGGGGAAACGACGAAAAAUGAGGGUUUUCGUCAAGGCGAUGGGCAAAUUAAUUAAUCAAUUAUUUAUGGAAAACGGCGUCAAACUAGAGAACAUUUUCCUUUUUUCUUGAGCUUCUAAGCAAGCUAUUGUAUUAUAGAUCCUCAAAAAACGACUAGAAAAAUGGAAAUAACUGAAAAAAAUUGUAUUUCCUUACUACGAACGCUAAAUCUUGUUCUUUUCUUCUAAUUUUUGUCUUAAGUUUCCUUUUUCUUCAAUUUUUCAACUUUCGCCGGUGUCAUAGUGAUGAAAUUCUCAAUUGAAGCCAACUUUUUUUUCCCUGAAAAGCUCAAAAUCCUUCAAAACUUCCUCUGAAGCUUCCAAAACCCUUAGAAAAUCUUGCAAAAUGAUCUGGAGCUUGAAAAAAAAUUCUCUUGCCCGAUUUUUCACUUUUUUUUCGUAGUGAUAUGCUUCAAAAAAGUUGUUCUAUUAAUCCUUUCUGACCGGAAAAAAAGAUUAAAGUGUAUCCGUCUAAAAAGGACCUUUAAAAUCCCAUUGUCAAGCUUCUCCUCUUCAUCCUAAUCAAACUUUCAAGCCUAAAAUCUCUCCAAAACCCAAAAAAAUUCCAGGGGUCCUGUUCAUGUUUAAUAUUAGAAACCUCCUUUUCAAGCCUAAAAUCUCUCAAAAAACCCGAAAAAUCCCAGAAAGCUGUCCCAAGUUUAAUGUUAAAACCUCCUUUUCAAGCUUAAAAUUUCUCCAAAACCCGAAAAAAUCCAGGGAUCCUGUUCAAGUUUAACAAGAAAACCUCCUUUUCAAGCCUCAAAUCUCUCCAAAAUCCAAAAAAGCCAGAGAUCCUGUUCAAGUUUAAUAUUGAAAGCCCCCUUUCAAGCCUAAAAUCUCUCCAAAACCCGAAAAAUUCCAGGAAUCCUGACAAGUUUAAUAUUGAAACCUCCAUUUCAAGCCUGAAAACUCUCCAAAACCCAAAAAAUUCCAGGAAUCCUUCUCCAACUGGUCAGUUGUCUACAAUGCCGCCGCUGUGCCCACUAUUUCCUGCCAUCUCUCGACCUUCUCCGGUCCAAGCCGCCUCAUGCCAUCGAACACUCGGCCCAACUUACUUGGGCGCUCGUCCGGAAGCUUAUGCUCGACCCAUUGGCUCUUCAGUCUUUGUGA